AGUGCAGGUCGCUGCUGGGUCACAGCCUCAGCGGAGAGGAUCAGUAUAUAAAGAAGCUGUCUCUGUUCCAAGUCAUUCAGUGAAUCUACCUGCUGGUUUGAUCGUCACUACAAGAUGGCUUCAGGUCUUUAUUUGGUCGCAGUUGUCUGCCUGACUGGUGGACUGUGGAUUGGUGCAGAUGCAGCAGUGAGUGCAGAUGGCUGCAAGAGCUGCCCCGCUGAAUGGACUCAGUUUGGAGACCACUGUUACAUGUACAACUUCAGUCCCAAGGAUUGGGCUGAUGCAGAGGUGUCUUGCGUGAAUCAUGGUGGGAAUCUUGCUUCAGUGCAUACCAAAGAGCAGUAUGACUUCAUCAGAAGUGUAAUUAAAACAGCUACUGGAGGCGAGGCACAAACUUGGGUUGGAGGCUAUGAUGCAGCCAAGGAGGGUGUGUGGCUCUGGAGUGAUGGUUCCAAGUUUGAGAAGUUCACCUUCAAGUUCUGGGGACCCCAUGAGCCAAGCAAUUAUCAGGGCAAGGAAAAUUGUCUGGAGAUCAACUUCAGAGGUAGCGCCAAUGACAUAGCUUGCAACGCCAAGCUGGGUUACAUGUGUGGCAUGGGUCUGUGAAGAUCGCCGUUUAUUGCUGUCACCUUUGCUGUCCAGAUGAUGUCACCUCUACCAGGAAGUCGCUCCUAAAUGACAUCACUGCUGACAGAUCUUUAACAGUUUUGAUUUGAUUGAUGUUGAAUCAAUAAACUGAUUUAAAGUGA
Messenger RNA from Notolabrus celidotus (New Zealand spotty), 749 nucleotides. RefSeq names its product galactose-specific lectin nattectin-like. Gene Ontology annotation, molecular function: signaling receptor activity. NCBI's taxonomy places the organism in Eukaryota, Metazoa, Chordata, Actinopteri, Labriformes, Labridae. The coding region runs from base 115 to 606 and encodes 163 amino acids. The transcript has 7 exons. The record is from RefSeq and is a predicted model, not a curated record.